AUUUCCACCCCCCCUCGCCGCCCGCCCCUCACCCAAAUCUCAGCCCCCAACGUCUCUCUAGCAGCUCGCCUCCUCCCCCCCACCCGCACCCCAUCCGCGGCGAUCUAGGGUUUCGCCCCCCUCCGCCUGCGCCUGCGCCCGCGCCGCGAUGGACGCGCUCUCCCUCAUCGACGUCUCCGGCGAGGAGGACGACUUCCUCCUCGACCUCGCCUCGCCGCCGCAGCACCCCGACCCGCCCCCCCGCGCCGCCCCAGGGGUUUCGGUGGUGGCCGCCGUUUCGGAGCGGAACACCGUCGGAUCUCCUCCUCCUCCGGCGGUGGCGGCGGGCGGGCAGGUCGUGGAUCCCGCGGAGCAGGGCCCGGAGCGUGCGCAGUCCCCGAAGAAGACCAAGCCAAAGGGCGGCGUCAACCUCCGCAAGAGCCUCGCCUGGGACAAAGCCUUCUUCACCAGCGAAGGUGUUCUCGAUACUGAGGAAUUGGGCAUUGUGAACAGCACUUUCCGCAAGUCGCAGGGUUCUAGGCUGCUGCCAGGAAUAGCAGAGGAAAUGAGGAGGUCAAUGGAGUCCACCACCUCCUCGCUGGAAAGUGAAAGCUUUGUGCUGGAAAGCCUUGAGACUGAGCUGUUUGACAAUGUCCGUGCUUCGAUUCAGAGGACACUUGGGAAACCUGAUAAAGCUCCAGUUGUCCCAUCUGCUAGCUCAAAAACCCCUAGGGCCACAGCAAAGGCGCCUCCUGUCACAGCGAGAAAGGGAGUUGAUCGGAUACCUCAGACUCAGAGCAAGAUAAGGCCCCCUGCUUCAACAAGCAAUGGUUCUGUUGGUGGUAGCAAACAAAGGCCCCAAGUCACCCUGAAAGAGCCUGCAGCUGCAAGAGUGGCUGUAUCGAAAGCUGCAGAAGCAAAACCAUCCUCAAAACCUCCCAGAGCUCUGCCAAGAGUUGCUACAAUGAGAGCACCGACUACCACAGCUGUCACCUCUGGGAUUUCAGACAAAAGAAGUAGCACCGGAGGUGUAGUCAACAGGCAGGCAGUUGCCAAGUCUGCUAACAGUUCAGCCAGCGUGCCAUCUCGGCCUGGUGGGGGGACAAAGAACAACUCAACCUCAAAAUCUGGUGCUUUGUCCUCAGCAGCAAGUCCUUCCUUGCGUAGUGCUCCCAUGGCAGGUGGGAAAACAAAGUCACCGACCCUAAUCAGCAAGAACAGGACUGCCCAGAGGAUCCCUAUUCGUUCAUCAUCAAGAUCUGAUAUCAGCAAGGUUGAUCCAGCAAGGGCAUCAAGAAAUAAGAGUCACGGCGAGGGUGCAUCACCGACCAUUUCACCUAGCAGCUCCGUGGACAGCAUGAGUUCUGUGAUUUCUGGGGUUUCAACAGCAUCCACUGUAGGGAGAGCGAGUCAUACAUCUGAGACCUAUAGUACAAGGUCAUCUUCAUUGUCCCCUUCCACCAGAAAGAGCAAUGACCACCCUCCAACCACACUACGGAGGCCUGGUAUUGUUACAGAAGGACAGGCUUCAGGAGCAUUUGCUGAUAAUGUGAAAUCUAAUGUCGACACAUCAACCCAAGGAAAUGGUUUUAAACCAUCUGGUCUACGAAGGCCUACACCCAAGAUUGGAUAUUUUGAUGCCGAGAAAUCUGUUGAACAAAAAGCCGGUGCACGGGCACAACUGCAACCCACGAAGGUUCUGUUUUCACCGUUGGCCACACAGAACUCUUGGAUUCCUUCUACUCCGAAGACAAUCCCUGCAGCUCUUACCUUUGAGCAAGAAGAGCCAAAAUCUAGGGCAGCAGCACCUUCUCAAACCAAGGCGCCGCCUUCACUGCCUCUCAAAGUUGCACAAACUGAAGUAAAACCAUCAAAGGUGACAGAGCCUGAAGCUUCUCAAGCUAAGGUAUCAACUCCACUGCCUCUCAGAGUUGCACAAACUGGAGUAAAACAAUCAAAGGUGACCGAGCCUGAAGCUUCUCAAGACAAGGCAUCAACUCCACUGCCUCUCAGAGUUGCACAAACUGAAGUAAAACCAUCAGAGGUGACAGAGCAUGACGCUUCUCAAACUAAGGCAUCGGCUUCGCUGCCCAUCAGAGUUGCACAAGCUGAAGUAGACCCAUUGAAGGUGGCAGAACAUGAAGCUUCUCAAACUGAGGUAUUGCCUAUACUGUCUCCCAGAGUUGCACAGACUGAAGUAGAACCAGCAAAGGUGGCGGAGCAUGACUUUUUUGGAACAAAGGGGCCUUCAAUGCCUUUAAUUAGAGCUGCUCAAACUGAAAUAGAAACACCAAAGGUGUCAGAGCUUGAAGCACACGUGAAUGAGACUGGCUUGUUGCUCGCCCACAUGCAGGAGACUGGUCCAUUGGUAGUCGCCAUGGACAGUGCAGAGGAGGGCAUUCCAGCUCUGCAUCAGAAUGUCCAGGCCAAUGGUGAAGUAGAAUCAUCAAAGGUGUCUGAGCUUGAAGCACACGUGAAUGAGACUGGCUUGUUGCUCGCCAUGGAGAUUGCAGAGGAGGGCUUUCCAGCUUUGCAUGAGAAUGUCCAGGUUAAUGGUGAAGUAGAAUCAUCAAAGGUGUCGGAGCAUGAAGCACACAUGCAGGAGACUGGUCUGUUGGUCGCUAUGGACAUUACAGAUGAGGAGGGCAUUCCAGCUUUGCAUGAGAAUGUCCAGGCUAAUGGUGAAGUAGAAUCAUCAACAGUUGAGCUGUCAUCAUGUACCUCUGGUCAGCAAGCAUCAGAAACUACAGCAGCACCUUGCGAGGAGAGCAGUCCUUCACAAAUCAAGGUAUCACCUUCUCUGCCACUUGGAGUUGCAAAAAUGGAAGUAGACCCACUGGAGGUGACUGACCAUGAAGUAGAAACAUCGAAGGUGUCGGAGCAUGAAGCAUACAUGCUGGAGACUGGCCAAUUGGUCGCCAUGGACAUAGCAGAGGAGGGCAUUGCAGCUUUAAAUCAGAAUGUCCAGGCAAAUGGCGAUAUCAGUUCAUCAACUGUUGAGCUGUCAUCAGGUACCUCUGGUCAGCAACAAUCAGAAGCUACAGCAGCACCUUGCGAGGAUAACACUUCUUCUCAAACUGAGGUAUCAUCUUCACUGCCUCUUGGAGUUGCAAAAGUGGAAGUAGAACCAGUGGAGGUGAUUGAGCAUGAAGCUUGCACGCCCCAGGCGGGCCCAGUGUUGGCAGCCAUGGAUAUUGCAAAGGAGAACAUUCCAGCCAUGGAUACCGCAAAAGAGAACGUCCAGCCUGGUGGUUAUUCGAGUCCACUAAAGGAGAACAUUCUGGCUCCGCAUCAAAAUAUCCAGCCUGAAGAGCAUAUGACUCCUGUAAAGGGAAGCAUUCUGGCCUCACAUACAAAUGCGCAGGCUAUAGGGGAGAUGACUCCAAUGACACUCUUGAGCCAGAAGCUGUCCUCCAUUUCUCUAGGACAAGCUAAUGGGGAGGCGACUCCAUUGGCCCAGAAGCUGUCCUCCAUUUCUCAAGGACAAGCUAAUGGGGAGGCGACUCCAUUGACCCAGAAGGCGCCCUCCAUUUCUCAAGGACAAUCUAAUGGGGACGCGACUCCAUUGACCCUAUUGGCGCAGAAGCUCUCCUCCAUUUCUCUUGGCGAUGUCACCGACUAGGUGCCUUGUUCUGCCAGAGGAACUGAGUUUUGGAAUCGUAUGCUGCUGGUUGAUUUAUGAUUACAUCCUUGUUAUCCAGAAGGCAACCACAGCUGAAGUUAGUACAAAAGGCUGUCCUACAUUUUCUUUUGUUUCCUUUUAGCUGUUCAAAGAGUGAGUGCUACGAGUGUAGUAAAAAACGCAGGACAUGGUGGAAAACUGUGGUAUUCUGUUGUCCCCAAAGCACUUGAUCCUGUUAUGUCAAUUGCAGAUUUGCGAGUAAAAGCGUAUAAAUAUGAUUUCGCUCUCAGUUACUGUUUGUAGUAUUCCUACUGAGUAUUAACAGGCAUAGCAUGUUUCAUCA
Molecule: messenger RNA, 3944 nt
Organism: Triticum aestivum (bread wheat)
Lineage: Eukaryota; Viridiplantae; Streptophyta; Magnoliopsida; Poales; Poaceae
Product: proteoglycan 4
Exons: 8
Coding region: 149-3601 (1150 amino acids)
Molecular function (GO): microtubule binding
Source: RefSeq, a predicted model, not a curated record